Molecule: messenger RNA, 6398 nt
Organism: Sander lucioperca (pikeperch)
Lineage: Eukaryota; Metazoa; Chordata; Actinopteri; Perciformes; Percidae
Gene: tnk2a
Product: tyrosine kinase, non-receptor, 2a
Exons: 22
Coding region: 805-3945 (1046 amino acids)
Biological process (GO): signal transduction; protein phosphorylation
Molecular function (GO): protein tyrosine kinase activity; protein serine/threonine/tyrosine kinase activity; protein binding
Source: RefSeq, a predicted model, not a curated record
GGCCAGUCGCCUCUUUGCUCUGUCUGUGCGUUGGGUUGUUACGCACAGUGACGCUCAUAAAUCCCGACAGGCGGAUUGAGGAGCGUCCCGGAAUUAACGGAGGAGAGAGACAGAGAGAACCGAUAACGGAUACGCUGAAUUUAACUGAUUUCCCCGAUAAACAGCGCGGCUUACAGCCGGGCUGCAGUAGCUGAGAGCGGCGGACUGAGCGAGGACUGACCGGAGGAAGGGGGACUGGUCUCCCGCAAAGCCCGUCUUCACAGAUGUGGGGUCUCUCUAUCCAUGGCCUCCUCCAGGUGACCUGCAGUGACCCCAGUCACUCCUGACUGCAGCUUUAAACUCCUGAUCCAUCAAAAGACUUCUGCAGGAGCUGCUGAAUUAUUUAUCACCAGACAGUGGGCUCGGCUGCGGAGCCAGAAGGCGAUGGAGAGCUAGAGAGAAGGAAAGAUGGAGAGAAAGGGAAGUAUGGAGGUGUCCGACGCUGCAGGAAAGCUGUGAGUCAGCAGGGAGAGAGAGACACGGUGGGAGGGAAGACGGAGAGAGCUUACAGAUAGCUUUAGGUGAUACGACUGGAGAGAGUGGCGUCAAACGCCUCUCGGUGUGUUUGUGAACGUGCGUGUGCAUGCGCCUAUCGAUUGAGCAGAGAAGGUCAUGGAGCCGAGUGGAGAUUAGCAAACUAGACUCGGAGCACGGCAGCUGAGCUAACGCCUCCUCUGAAUAGCAGCUAGACUAAAGGAGAAAGAGAGAGAGAGAGAGAGAGAGAGAGAGAGGGGCCAGGCGAAGGACGAGAGGAGCUGCUACAGUAUGGGGGAGAGCUAUAUGUAUCAGCGACUCCCAUACACCAGAGGAGAGGAGGAGGGGGAGGAUGAGGACGAAGAGGAGAGAGACGGAAGGAGCAGAGAGAGUAUCGGCAGACAAAUGAUGCAGUGCGAGGAGGGGACAGACUGGCUGCUGGAGUUGCUGACAGAUGUGCAGCUGCAACAAUACUUCCUGCGGCUCCGCGACGAGCUCAACGUCACGCGACUCUCCCACUUCGACUACGUCAAGAAUGAAGACCUGGAGAAGAUCGGCAUGGGACGCCCGGGUCAGAGGAGGCUUUGGGAGGCCGUCAAAAGGAGAAGAGCCCUUUAUAAACGCAAGUCCUGGAUGAGCAAGGUGUUCCCGGUUAAACGACCCGACGGCGACCCCCAGCAGCCCCUCCCUCAGGGGGCGUCAUCCAGCGCGGGACCAGCCUAUAGCGAGUCGGGAGCCUCGCUCACCUGCCUGCUCAGAGAGUCGGAGCUGCAGCUGUUUGAGCGGCUGGGAGAUGGCACGUUCGGAGUGGUGCGCAGAGGAGAGUGGACCGGACCCAACGGCAGAAUGUUGUCAGUGGCAGUGAAGUGUCUGAAGGCCGGUGUGUUGGACUCCGACGGUCUGGACGAUUUCAUCAGAGAGGUGAACGCCAUGCACUCCCUGAGCCACGUAAACCUCAUCCGGCUGUACGGCAUCGUCCUCACGCAGCCCAUGAAGAUGGUGGUUGAGCUGGCCCCGCUGGGUUCCCUGUUGGAUCGUCUGAGAAAGCGUCAGGGUCACAUCCUCAUCUCCUCUCUGUGUAACUACGCUGUGCAGGUGGCGUGCGGCAUGGCCUACCUGGAGCAGAGACGUUUCCUCCACAGGGACCUGGCGGCCCGCAACGUCCUGCUGUCCACCAACGAAACGGUGAAGAUCGGAGACUUUGGCCUGAUGAGAGCACUGCCAACACACACCGACCAAUACAUCAUGGAGGAGGGCCACAAAAUCCCUUUCCCGUGGUGUGCUCCAGAGUCUCUGAAGUCUCGUACUUUCUCUCACGCGUCUGAUACCUGGAUGUUUGGGGUCACUCUGUGGGAGAUGUUCAGCCACGGACAGGAGCCGUGGCUGGGCCUUAAUGGGAGCCAGAUCCUCCACAAGGUGGACGUGGACGCCGAAAGGCUGUGCAAACCAGACGAUUGUCCCCAGGAUAUUUACAACGUCAUGCUGCAGUGCUGGAGCCCCAAACCUGAGGACAGACCCACCUUCAUCGCCCUCCGAGACUUCCUGCUCGAGACCAUGCCGACGGAUAUGAAAGCGCUGCAGGACUAUGAGGAAGAAGACAAACUCCAGAUUAAAAUGAACGAUGUCAUGACCAUCAUAGAGGGAAGGGCGGAGCACUACUGGUGGCGAGGUCAGAACAAGGGGACGCUGCGUGUCGGCCAGUUUCCACGCCACGUGGUGACAUCAGUCGCCGGUCUGUCCGCCCACGACAUCAGCCGGCCGCUCAAACACUCCUUCAUCCACACUGGACACGGAGACACAGACCCUGACAGGAGCUGGGGACACGCUGAUCGCAUAGACAGUCUGUAUUUGGGGAACCCCAUGGACCCUCCUGAUAUCCUUGGGAUGGACUCGGGCACCGCGAGGCCGACCAAACUCCCCAACCGUUCCAAAAAGCAACCUCCUCCUCGGCCGCCCCAACCUGCCGUUCUGCUGAAGAAGCCGUUCUACGACUGCGUGAUGGACGACUACGACGAAGACGACACCACCAGCGCGUCGGCGGGGCUGAAGAGGCUGGGAGUGUCCCUGGGGCUGAAGCUCCGACCGUGGGAGGGGUCCGGCGUGCGCCCGGCCAAAAGCGAGGUGUCGCUUAUCGACUUCACUGAUGACAGCUUCAGCUCGACCACGCCAUCUCCGCUCAAUGAGGCGUGGCAGCCGGACGAGGACACACUAAAGGACACUCCGUCCAUCCUGGACUGGCCUCUCCCUCAGCCAGCUUACGACGAGGUUGCUACGGAACUCGAGGACCAAUCAGAGGACCACGAGGUGCGGUCUAUCAACAGGGGAUUUACUGAGGAGACCGCCGCCUCGCCCAGCGCCGCCAUGGCGUGCAGGAGCGAGUCACAGUCCGCUGACAUCUUCCAAGAACUGCAGAGAGAGGUGGAGAAAGUGAUGGUGAAGCUGCAGGUUCCCAUGGCAACGGGCCGCUCCCUCCCCUCCUCCCCCCUCCCUAUGCCCCUGGCUCCGUUGGGCCCUCACCGACAGAUCUGCCUGCCUCCUCCCUCCCCCACCUCCAGCUCCUCCUUCGCCUGCUGCUUUGAGGACCGGCCGGUGUUGCCCCCCCGCAGCCCUGUCCCCCCGAUGCGCCCCUCCAAGCGCAACCCCCCCGGCCGCACCACCCACCGGCAGGCGCGCUCCAGCUCCAUCUCCCUGGACGACGAGGAAGACACGCCUCCUCAGAUCCCACCCAGAGACCACGCCUUCUCCCAGCCGGGCUCCCGCUCCUCCUCUCCCCUCCCACUGGUGCCGCCGCUAUCCUCCUACCCUGUGGCCCUGCCUCCUCCUCCCCUCUCCGUCUCCCCACGCCGGGCGUCCGGACUCCUGGGUCCCCUUCUGUCCUCCAACUCCUCCUUGGCUCAAGCCACAUCACAUUCCUCCCGGCUUGCAGCUCGCGCUUCCACCUACUCAUCCAGCUCCUUACUGGAUCCCCUCGCCUCUCGAGAGGGGCGUGGCCUAUCCUCACUGAUUGACAGCCCUCAGAGCUCUGCUCCCGCCCCGCUGCCGGAGCGACCAGCUUUUCUGGAAAGAUACGGAGCAGCCAAUAUGGCGGCAGUCAAACCCAUGAUUCAGCAUCCCGGCGGAGCCAAACCAAACUCUUCCUACAACAACAACAACGGGCGAAGUGCAGCUCCCAGCAUGCAACAGGAGCAGAGCGUCACACAGGUCCAAGGAGCAGUACACGGAGUCACGCUGGAGGAGUGUCAGGCAGCUCUGCAGAGUCACGACUGGAGCAUCCCUCAGGCCGUAAAUCAUUUGAAGGUGGAGCAGCUGUUUCGGCUGGGCCUGCGGUCGAGAGCUGAGUGUGAGGAGCUUCUGCAGCGCUGCCAGAUGAACCUGGAACAGGCCAGCACGCUCAUGCUGGACACAUACGGACCACAUCGAAACAAGAAGUGACAGCAUGAGGACAAACUUAGUGAGGAAGCUGGGAUGACUCACUGCUCCGAGCACUCGAGACACAGUGAUGCUUUUUAAUGAACGGAGGAACAUAAAGCAGUAUAUGUGCCUCACUUAAUGUACUGUGAAUUCCCGCUAUUACCUGUGUCAAACACACGCAUGCUCAUUAUUAUCUAACAGAGCAGCUUGUUGAAUGAGUCACAUUUACUUGAACAGUUGCUAUUUAUGUUUUUAUUAUUACCUGAAUAAUGAAAAGUUUCAGCUGGUAGCUACUGCAAACCUUUACUGCGUGUGUGUCUGCUGUGAAUGCGUGCAUGUUCGUUCAGCUGUUUGUUCACGCAUAAGCUUACGUUUAGGGCUGACCCGAAUGCUUUGAAGCUUCGAAGCUUCAGUCGUUGCCGUGGUAAUAAACAUCCAAAUCAGUUUUCGAAUGCUUCGGUUUGAUAUUUUUUAUUUAUUUUUAUAUAUGCAUUACCCCCAAAAUCCAGAAUAGCCCAUGAAAUAAGGAAACAUAAUCCUGCAUAAUUCAUUUGUGCAUCAACAUUAAUUAUAAUUUGUUAUUCUCAGCAGAGUGCUGUUUGUUAUGGUGUGUAGGUUGAGGUGUCCCAGGUACUGAAAUUGACAGACAGACGUAAAAACAUCACGUCGCGGCCUGCCUCACUUCAUCCUGGCGCCUGGCCUGAGCUAUCAUCUAACUACCAGCACCGAAACUAAAUAUUUGACCAACAUUUGCGAUGAUGACAACCAAAAAGUAAAGCGCCAGAUAUACCAGAGAAAACUGGCAUAUCACGAAUCUACAGCGAGUUUGGCAAAUACCUGAAAACUGUAAGUAACAGCUUAGCCUUGAUAAAGUAUGAUUGCCAGGCCUUUUAAAUCAUAUGUAUAUAUGUGUAUGUAGACAUACAGCAGUUAACUAAACUUAAGUUAAAGUUAGUGUUGUAGCCAAUUUUGCUGCGUGCGUGUAUAGCUAUGUGUGAGUGUGUGUGGUAGGUCUGUGUGAAUGGUUUGUUCGCUACGUCACUUGCGCACCUGUGUGUAUGUGUGCUAAUCAGAGGUUAGAAAGGGAAUCGCAGGUGAGGGGAAUGGAGGAAUUAGGAUCUGGGAAGCCACACAGUUUCUCAACCUCAGCUGUGUGCGAGUGAUGUUUUUAGAUCUCGUCUGCUCGUCUUUAAUCUUUCACAGUCAGUCUUUUUGUAGGUGUUUUUUAAAUGCAUUUAUAAAAUAAAGGAUUCACCUUAAGACAAUGGCGGACCUCAUUAUUUGCACCAGCAAGCCUUGGAAAUGGUUUUAAAUUCCCUCCAGUGGCAUUUUUUGUGGUCAGAUUGUGACUACAGUUAGCUAAACUAAGUCCUUGCUCACCCGCCGGCGAAAGUCUGUAGACUGAUUAGUGGUCCCCCAUUUCCAGUCCUCCAUCUAUCCGUCUACCCGUCUACACCCCCCCGUAUUCAAAUACUUACCACCGAAGCUCCAAAGCCCAAAAAGUAAUAUUCGGGACAGCCCUACUUACAUUUAAGUAAAUGCACAUGCCUUUCUGCUGUUAAUGAAGCGAUAUAAAAUCAGGGAAAUGUCAGCUAGCUAUAUAGUUGUAUGUUUUUAUGAAAAUGUACCGAUAAGAUGCUGUAUUGGUUGUAGCACUUUACUAAGUGUUUCAACACGCAAGUGGAUAUUUUUGAGGACACAAUAACUGCUGGUCAGAAUAAGUUUAAUCUAUUUAGUGAUGUGAAUAUGGACUGAUAGCAUAUCAGGUAUUAUUAACAUGUCAUUUGUGUUGUAAACAAAGCUUUUUAGGCUUUAUGAAGGCGUGAUUUUUAGGUGUUAUUGUAGGCAAAUAAGAUGCCAAAACAGAAAUGUGAAGAUAUCUACCAUCUCCUAAUGAACACAGGGUAGCCUACUGAGUUGAACGUCCACAUGUUAGAUAUUUAAUUAACUAAAAUUGAUGUUUAGUAUUUCUUCCUAUAAAAAUGACUGCUGCAUGAUAAUCACAAACACAUGCUGAAGUGCUGACCUGAGUAAGUAGGCAACUGCUAUGUGUGAGUGUGUGCAUGUGUGCUUAGUGCUGCGGGUUGUGAUGGCAGUCAACAUCACAGAAUGUGUGUGUCUGUGCAGAUAUUGAUCAUAAAUGUGAUCGCUUGAACGGAAGGAUUGGAUUUCUCAUUAUUGCAGCUACUUUGCAUGUAAGAGACAAGUUGCUCUCUUCUUCAAGAUACAAUUGAGACAAUACAAUUAGAUAAAUCGCUAACGCUAGUGUUUGUGUUUGCGUGUGUGUGUGUGUGUGUGUGUGUGUGUCAGACAUUGUUCCCUCUUAUGCCCUGCUGUAAGCUCUUGUAGUCACUCUGCUGUAUGUGACGCACACUGCAUUAUUCUGUAACAUUUAAGCAGCUUAUUAGUGAAAAGUGCAAAUAUGACCUCCAAGUUUUGUAUUAAAGUGAAAUGUGAGUUAUUCUCUUUUCAAA